ACAGAGUUGUGUUAGAUUGUACUACAAAGAGCAGAAAAACAAAAUAUAAGCAAAGGAAUUUUCAUCCGGAAGAAAUUUUAGUUAUUUUUCGUUAAUUAUUAAGAAAAUUAAAGAAAUUUUAAAUUGUUUGAGACAAAUUAAAGCUGUAAAUCUCAGCGUUUAGUUCUUAACAAAUCGUGCGAAAAGCUGGAUGUGCCAGAGCUAAGAAUAUGAAGUUAAAAUAUAAACACAUACUACAGGUCACAACCCUAGUCUGUUUACAGCUUUGUCUCACUGCCCUGCCGGAAAACUGUGAUGACACCUGCGAUGCCAAUCAACCCAAAGCAUUCUUCCAACAACAAAAUGAAUUAUUAAGACAACGUAAGCGAGCUGAAUAUCUCUUAGCCUACGAAUACAAUACAAAUGUAACGGAACACAAUCGUCUGGAAAUGAUCGCUGUAUCAGCAAAAAAUGCUAAAGAAACUAAAAAAUUAUCAGAAGCUAUACGUAAUUUAGGCUAUGAUCGCUUAGAUAAUACCAAUCUACAGAGACAAGCAAAAAUUUUAGCUGAUCCCGGUUAUGAUAUCUUGCCGGAGGAAGAUUUCUUAACUCUACAAAAUGCCAUUAGUAGCAUGCAAUCGAAUUAUGCCAGUACUAAAGUCUGUUCUUAUACCAAUGCGACAGAUUGUUCUUUAGCUUUGGAACCUCAUAUACAGGAACGUUUGUCCAAUAGUCGUGAUCCUAAAGAAUUGGCUCACUACUGGAAAGAGUGGCAUGAUAAGGCGGGAACACCGAUGAAAGAGAAUUUUGCUAAAUAUGUGGAAUUAAGUAGAAAGGCAGCGAAAUUGAAUAACUUUCCCUCUUAUGCCGAUUACUGGAUCCACUUCUAUGAAGAUCCUGAAUUUGAAAAAAAUCUAGAUGAGGUAUUCCAAGCGAUUCUCCCACUUUACCGUGAAAUUCAUGGCUAUGUACGCCAUCGUUUGGCUCAACAUUAUGGCGCGGAAGUGGUGCCGGAAAAAGGCAAUAUUCCCAUACAUCUACUCGGCAACAUGUGGGCCCAAAAUUGGGAUGAAGUAAUAGAACUACUCAAACCCUAUCCGAAUAUUUCUUUCGUGGAUGUUACAGCCGAAAUGAAAAAACAAGAUUAUACGAUUAAGAAAAUGUUUGAAUUGGGUGAUGAAUUUUUCCAGUCUCUCGGUAUGCGGGCUUUACCCACCAGCUUUUGGAAUUUAAGUGUUCUAGAGAAACCGGAAGAUCGUACUAUUGUUUGUCAUGCUUCAGCAUGGGAUCUUUUCGCCGAUAGUGAUGUACGCAUUAAAAUGUGUACAGAGGUGGACACCCAUUAUCUGUAUGUGGUGCAUCAUGAAUUGGGUCAUAUACAGUACUAUUUAUUGUAUGAGAAUCAGCCUACAGCUUUCAGAGGAGCACCAAAUCCCGGUUUCCAUGAGGCGGUGGGAGAUGUUAUUGCUUUGUCAGUGUCUUCUACUAAACAUUUACAUGCUAUAGGUUUGUCUCAGGUGGUGGAAUUGGAUGAGCAGAGUCGUAUUAAUGAAUUGUUUAAAAUGGCCUUAAAGAAAAUUGUUUUUCUACCCUUUGCCUAUACCAUGGAUAAAUAUCGUUAUGCGGUGUUUAGAAAUGAAAUAGAACCUUCUGCCUGGAAUUGUGCUUUCUGGCAAAUGAGAUCUGAGUAUUCGGGUGUAGAGCCACCAGUAGCUAGAACCGAUAAUGAUUUCGAUCCUCCUGCUAAGUACCAUAUAGAUGCUGAUGUUGAGUAUUUAAGAUAUUUUGCUGCCCACAUAUUCCAAUUUCAAUUCCACAAGGCCAUGUGCUCUAAGGCGGGCCAGUAUGUCAAGGGAGAUGCUCACAAAACUUUGGACAAUUGUGAUAUUUAUAAAAGCAAAGAAGCGGGAGAGGCCUUUAAAAACUUCCUCUCAGCUGGAGCCAGUCGCCACUGGACCGAAGUCUUAAAUGAGUUUACCGGCGAUAAGAAGAUGGAUCCCUCUGCUUUAUUGGAAUAUUUUGAACCUUUGCGCGAAUGGCUUAAAGAAGAGAAUCGCAAGCAACGGGUACCCGUAGGCUGGGGCAUGACAGACAAAGUACCUCAUUCCUGUAUGACCAACAAGCCAGAAUCGCAAUAAUUUUUGCAAUAAAACGCAACCGGUUCAAUUUUAAUCGAAUUUUUAACGUUAAUUAUUUUACAAAAAUACUCAUAAACUUAUCAAACCAGUUAAUUUACAAAAGUAAUAAAAAAUAUUCCAAAUUCUUAAGAAAAAUUUUAAUAAAAUUAAAUUUCAAAAUUAAUCUUUUACUUUGAAACAAAAUGUCAUUAACUUGUUUCCCCGAAGGACCAUUUCUUUUAAAAAAAUUGUUUUUAUUUUUAAAAAUUUCUCUAACUGAACUCCCAUUUGAAUCUAAUCCCCUUUUAAACAAACUUUCUCUUUCUCCUUAUAAUCUUAUUUACAACUUUUUCUAUUUUUUUCUUACCAUUUCUUAAACUUAGACAAUAUAAUCUCCUCCCGCUCCAGAUUUCCAAUAAAAAA
This is a messenger RNA of Lucilia sericata (common green bottle fly), 2519 nucleotides long. RefSeq names its product angiotensin-converting enzyme-related protein. The record is from RefSeq and is a predicted model, not a curated record. The transcript has 6 exons. Gene Ontology annotation, molecular function: metallopeptidase activity; peptidyl-dipeptidase activity. Gene Ontology annotation, biological process: proteolysis. The coding region runs from base 210 to 2117 and encodes 635 amino acids. Gene Ontology annotation, cellular component: plasma membrane. NCBI's taxonomy places the organism in Eukaryota, Metazoa, Arthropoda, Insecta, Diptera, Calliphoridae.